AUGUCGAAAUCAGUACACUCAACUGCGAAGAAAGAAGGCCUGAGCACUGGUGUUGAGGUUCUACUGGAGGGCAGCAAAGUUCUGUCUGCGCACAGCUAUGGCUCCUCCGCAUGGACUGUCACAGCCCGUCUGAACGUUAUACUUCCUAGCGGAAUUGAGAAGAAGUUCUUCCUCAAGGUUGCAACCGAAGAGCCUGGUCGCGUGAUGAUGGAGGGAGAGUUCAAUUCCAUGAGCUCUCUUUACCAGAAUUCGCCGGGGUUUAUUCCCGAGCCUCUGACUUGGGGUAAGUUCAAAAUGAAGACGCCAGAGACGUAUUUCUUCCUAUGCGACUUUAUCAACAUGACCAAUGAAAUGCCGGACCCCGUCCAGUUCUGCGCCAAGCUUGCAGAACUCAACAGGACAAGUGAAUCUCCGACUGGGAUAUUUGGUUUCCAUGUCUCUACUUAUCAUGGUAGGUUCGCCCAGAAAAUGGCUUGGGACCCGAGUUGGACGAACUUCUUCACGAAGCUGCUUCGAGCUGCUCUCGUCAUCGAAAAGCAAGAAUGUAGCCCAUGGCCAGAAUUUGAGGCAGUUUCAGAGCGUACACUUAGCCAUGUGAUCCCAAGGAUUUUGGGCGCGCUCGAAGAAGAUAGCCGUCAGAUCAAACCAUCGCUCAUCCACGGAGACCUUUGGGAAGGUAACGGCGGGACAGAUAUUUCGAAUGGGGACGUCUAUAUCUUCGAUGCUGGCGCAUAUUACGCUCACCAUGGAAUGGAGAUCGGUAUGUGGCGAUGCGAAAGACAUAAGAUCAAAUCGCGAAAAUACAAGCGACAGUACCCCCGAAACAUGACUGUGAGUGAGUCGGCAGAGGAAUUCGAAGACCGCAAUCGUUUGUAA
Messenger RNA from Alternaria arborescens, 876 nucleotides. RefSeq lists its product as hypothetical. Bases 1 to 876 code for a protein of 291 amino acids. The transcript is spliced from 2 exons. The record is from RefSeq and is a predicted model, not a curated record. NCBI's taxonomy places the organism in Eukaryota, Fungi, Ascomycota, Dothideomycetes, Pleosporales, Pleosporaceae.